CUUAUUUUCUUUUUUAAUAAACGUCAAAAAAUCAAAAAUUUUUCGAUUACUAUUAAUAAAUAUUAACCCAAAAUGGAAUCAACUUACAUAGUCGAAACCCAUAAUUGCCCCUUCAUCGGGAUCGAAACCGACGACGUUUACUCGUGUUUUCGAAACGAGGCGUGUUGCGAGGGCGGUUGUUGCCCAAAACCGUAUUUAACGACGUUUCGGAUGUGUUACGUCUGGUUAACGAUAGCCGCGGUGCUUUUCGUGUGCUCGGGGGGGCUAAAACUGUGCAAAUCCCGCCGGAGAUUAACCCAAAAUCGAUUUUUAAACCAAAAUAAUACUCCCAAUAACCAAGAUGUUCACGAAAUCGCCAAUUUACAACUAUAUUUAAACAACCCCCCACCCAGAUUAUCAAACUUAGACGAACAAAUUAAUUUGAGAAACCUUUUAGGAUCAACCGAUGCGUGUCACAUCGCCAUCGAUCGAUACAUCGCGUGUAGAAACGCGAGGACUCGUUUGAAUGCUUGUUCGAAUUUACCCCCACCCUAUAACUCGGUCGGUGCAAAAGAGACCAGUUGUGACCCGUUCGAUCCCCCACCACAUUACAGCACGCUCGUUUCCGAUUCGAGCGCACCAAAAACGAACGUUCCCGAAGUUCAAAAUCCCCACUCGGAAAUCCGUUCGGAAAUCGGGUUGGAACAAGUUAACCCCCACGAUUUAGAACGAGAUGGCGAUAAAAAUUGCAAUAAUAACGAAUAUGUUUAAAAAAAAUGAA
This is a messenger RNA of Onthophagus taurus, 760 nucleotides long. RefSeq lists its product as uncharacterized. NCBI's taxonomy places the organism in Eukaryota, Metazoa, Arthropoda, Insecta, Coleoptera, Scarabaeidae. The record is from RefSeq and is a predicted model, not a curated record.